Molecule: messenger RNA, 1242 nt
Organism: Aphanomyces invadans
Lineage: Eukaryota; Oomycota; Saprolegniomycetes; Saprolegniales; Verrucalvaceae
Exons: 1
Coding region: 206-1201 (331 amino acids)
Biological process (GO): rRNA base methylation
Cellular component (GO): cytoplasm
Molecular function (GO): rRNA (uridine-N3-)-methyltransferase activity
Source: RefSeq, a predicted model, not a curated record
CAACGACGUGGGGAAAGUGGCCAUCUUGACCGAGUUUCCUGCAGCUGCCAACGAACUGUUCGGCCGGAGUAGACGAGUGUUGUCGUGUACGUGUUUUCGUUCGCGACCUUUCAAGAUCGACCGAGCGAUAGCCAAGCAACCAAUCAAAUCCAGCGUUGAAAUCGCACAACGAUUGGUCCAUUGGGACGCUGGAGAGAUUUCGAUUAUGACACGAGAUGCUGCCGGCGACUUGACCAACUUGGGGAUCUGCCGUGACUUGCUGGACAACCAGGAGGCCACAAAGUCGAUUCUCAUCGUGGGCGACGGCAACUUUUCCUAUGCUUGUGCGUUUGUUCGAAGUGUGCUGAAGUUCGACCCAACUGGCGACGUCCUUGGCCGGAUGCACAUCCGUGCAACGUCUCUCGACACUCACGAAGAGCUUCUUCGCAUGUAUCCAGGCGCGGCAGCGCAUUUCCAAGAGCUUCACGGUCACAGCACUGUCCGUGUACUACAUGGCAUCAACGGAACGAAACUCGACGAAUGCAAGGACACUCUCGGCAUCUCGUCGUUUGACCGUAUCGUGUUCAACUUUCCGCAUUACGCAGAAGGCGGCAACAAGCGAAACAAGAUCAACAAACAUCGCCAGCUCCUGACUCAAUUCUUUCAAAGCUGCACGUCAGUCUUGGCGAGCGAUGGCCAAGUGUGGGUCACAUUGUGUGCUGGGCAAGGCGGCACCCCCGAAGAAAUAAUUGUGCGGCCCGUGGGAGAUACGUGGCAAGUGGCGCAAUGUGCCGCGUCCGCAGCGCUCAUGCUGUUCCAUGUGCACCCUGUACCGACGGACGCGCUGUUCAAGCUAGGGUAUAACAGCGUGGGUCACCGAUUACAAGAGAAAGCGUUCCGCACACACGAUAGCUUGACCCACAUCUUUUGCCGCGAGUCGUUGGGAAUCCUGGCGCACCAUCCUCUGACGUGGACCCGUGACAUCAGCUUUUGGAUUGGGGCAGGUUUCACCGAAGACAAAAUGGCUCACGUUGUCGAAGACGUGUACGGCCCCAAAGUCGACGUGUGCCUGGAGCACAUCGAUGAGUACACAAACGACCAAGGGCGGUACGCCAAAGGCUAUCGACUAACCCUGUCGUCCAGGACGAUGGCUCUCUCAAAGGAGUAUGUGAACACCAAGACAGACGAAGUUACCGACGUGCUAGACAUCUACGAGUGGUGACACUCGCGGGUCAAAUGAAAUACACCAUCUCCAUUUUCCGC